Gongylonema pulchrum is the source of this 201-nucleotide messenger RNA. The record is from the annotation of a GenBank genome assembly. Lineage: Eukaryota; Metazoa; Nematoda; Chromadorea; Rhabditida; Gongylonematidae.
AUGGGAUUAGAGGAGGAGGAACGAGCAUUUGAAGCGAAGCAUGGUGCCUAUAUGAUGCCAAAUUAUUACGAUAAGUCAUCAGCAAUGGUACCAUACGGUUACGGAACAUAUGCUGGUUAUCCGGCCGCAUAUCCAGCUGCCUAUUAUGGUCAGUAUCCUGUCGGCACGGGGUACUACGGAUAUAUGACGUAUGGCCGCUGA